Messenger RNA from Lentinula edodes (shiitake mushroom), 225 nucleotides. RefSeq lists its product as uncharacterized. The transcript has 2 exons. Gene Ontology annotation, biological process: regulation of DNA-templated transcription. Gene Ontology annotation, molecular function: sequence-specific DNA binding; zinc ion binding. The record is from RefSeq and is a predicted model, not a curated record. The annotation marks the transcript as partial. Lineage: Eukaryota; Fungi; Basidiomycota; Agaricomycetes; Agaricales; Omphalotaceae.
GGCGGUCCUGUAAACAACGAUUUCCCUGUGGUAUAUACCGAGGAUGCGGCCACAAAAUUGAGCGAUCUUGUGCAGAGAAGGUGCUUCAAUUGCCGUACUACUGGCACAUGUACCUGGAGGAGAAGUAAACUCAGUCCGGGAAAAUUGCUAUGUAAUAAAUGUGGCCUCUUUGAGCGCACACAUUCUAGGCCUCGCCCUGCACAGCUCCCGAAUAAACUUGGUCCA